Musa acuminata subsp. malaccensis (wild Malaysian banana) is the source of this 3572-nucleotide messenger RNA. The record is from RefSeq and is a predicted model, not a curated record. NCBI's taxonomy places the organism in Eukaryota, Viridiplantae, Streptophyta, Magnoliopsida, Zingiberales, Musaceae.
ACUACAGCAAUGACCGACUCCUGUUUCUCUGUUACUUUUGCUUUCCCCCUUGAAUGGCAUUGGAUUUUACGAAAAUGUAUGCUUCUUUUUGAGCCUUGGCAUCGCGAUCCUCCGACGAGUCGCUCGUGAUCUCGUUCACCUUGGAAGAUGUGCGGUCUUUGUGUCUUCGAAGCUGCACCUUUUUAUGCCCUUCAUUUAUGUUGAGGACCUUGAUUCGCCUUUCCUUUCAGUUGCAAAUCCUUAUUACUUCUCAGCGGCCAUUGGACUGGGAACUGUACACUUAUCCUUUAUGUUUGGCCUCCACCUUCAUCACGCGUCUCCGUUGAGACAUCUAUGCAUGUGUUAUAAUGAAAGGAGGUGCGGACAGAUGUAAUCUAGUCACAGGUUCAUGUCUCCUCCCUAGAUAUUGUUCUUCUAGGGUACUUGAUCUCGUCUUCUCAUCAGGAGUAUCAAAGUUCUGUGUACCUGACUGAGAUCGACAUCCCUCUACUCGAUAUCUAGUUCUGUGGCCACUGAUGGAUGAACAGAUUCCAUCUGAAGCUCCUCGAGGCCUUCCGAUCCCUGAUGUUUUCCCAGAUCCCACGGAACCAAAUACGAAGAUGUUAACCAUCAAAAUAGCAGGGCCUUCAUCUGAGAACGGCGAGACAUCUAACCCCAUCUCGCCUUCCAUAUCAAUCUCUCCACACCUGAAUUCACCUUCUCCACCAUCCUCUGCAUUUGUUUCAGCAUUACAGUCACCUUAUAUAUCUCCAAGAGCCUUAGAACUACCAUGUGAGAACAACAACACUACACCAUCAGCUACAAUCCCAUCGCCGGUUUCGUACUCCUGUUCACAUUCUGACGACAUCCCAAGCACUUCCUACACUCCUCCAUCAGAAAGAUACGGCUCUCUAGCUGACCAGAUCGACCAAAAGCCCAAGUUCUCCGAUGCAGCAGCACCUCGUAUCUCAUUCUCCUUUCCGGUCCCUCGGAUCUCAUUCACAAAAUGCUCGGACUCUCCUUCGGCCAAUGCCAAGCUCCGAAGCUGUGAUGUGUACAUCGGAUUCCAUGGCCAAAACAACAAUCUCAUUCGUUUCUGUAAAUGGCUCAAGUCUGAGCUUGAGCUCCAAGGAAUAGCCUCAUUUGUUGCUGAUCGAGAAAAGUAUUCGGAUACUCAGAGACAUGAGAUCGCCGAUCGAGUCAUAUGCUCUGCGACCUUUGGUGUCAUUGCAGUGACACCAUCUAGUUUUCUUAAUCCUCUGAGUGUCGAGGAGGUCAGGUUCUUUGCUCAGAAGAGAAAUCUCAUUCCGCUUCUGUUCGAUACCGAGCUCUCAGAGAUCGCAAGUCUUCUUGAUGGGAGGUUGGAGGGUAAGGAAUGUAGGGAAGCAUUUGAAGGAUUGACCAAGUGCAAUGAGUUCAAGCUCGAAACAAACCAUAGCAACUGGAGAAGCUGCAUAUCGAAGGCGGUCGCGAUCCUAAAAUCGAAACUUGCAAGGAAGAGUAGCACAGACAAGGAAAACGAUGGCUUUGAAGAAUUACCCUUUCCUCGAAACAGACAUUUUGUCGGUAGAGAGAAGGAGAUGACGGAGAUCGAGGCUACUUUCUUCGGAUGUUGUGAAGUUCAUGAGAUGGAGCAUCCAAAGCAGCCGCUGGUGAAUGGUGGCUCGAGUGAUGGAUUCGCCGAUGAGGAGAGUGAUACAGUUAGAACAAGCGGGAAGUACAUUAGUCUGGAAAUGAGGAAGUGCAAAGAGCCUACUUUGGAAGCUUGGAUAGAACCAGUGAUCGAGCUUACAAGCAAAGGAAGAAGCCUUCAGAAGCAACGGUCGAAGCACAAGAAAUCACGUAGCGGAGGCAACAAAGGUUAUGGCAAUGCCAACGUGUUCUGUGUCAAUGGGGCUUCAGGCAUCGGGAAGACAGAGCUCGCCUUGGAGUUUACCUACAGGUACGCUCAGAGAUACAAGAUGGCGCUGUGGAUUGGUGGUGAAGCAAGGUACUUCAGGCAGAACAUUCUGAAUCUGUCAAUGAACUUGGGAUUGGAUGUCAGUUCAGAGGGAGAGAAGGAAAGAGGGAGGAUAAGGAGCUUCGACGAACAGGAGUUUGAUGCAUUCCAAAGGGUGAAGAGGGAGCUCUUCCGAGAUAUCCCUUACUUGCUGGUGAUCGACAAUCUUGAGACAGAGAAGGAAUGGUGGGAAGGAAAAGAUCUGCAUGAUCUGAUUCCAAGGAACACCGGAGCCACCCAUGUGAUCAUCACGACGAGGCUUCCCAAGGUAAUGAGCUUCGAGCCAAUGCAACUUCCACUGCUUUCCUCGGCAGAUUCUCUCCUCCUCCUUAGAGGCAGAAGGAAGGACUACUCGGCCGAGGAGAUUGAAGUACUAAAAAAAUUCGACGAGAGGUUGGCAAGGUUGAGCUUUGGGUUGUCGGUAAUCGGCUCCCUUCUUUCUGAGAUGGCAAUUUCACCAUCCGAAUUGCUUGAAGCAAUCGACAGGAUCUCCCUCAGCGAUAGUAGCGUUCCCUUGGUUGGUAGCGAGGAUGGUUUCUGCGGGAACAAUGCAUUCCUAAUCAAAGUAUUGGUGUUCUGCUUUGCGGUACUGGAUCGAGCUAAAGGAAGAAGCCUUGCGUCAAGGAUGGUGCUCACUGGUGCAUGGUUCGCUACUGCCCCCGUUUCUUCAGCAUUACUAGCAGCUGCUUCUAAUAAUUUACCCACAAAAGGAAGCUUUCAUCAAUGGGGGAAAGGUCUCACUGCUGCUUUCCUCCUCUGUGGCUCCAGAUGCUAUUUACCACCCCAAGCUCAAAAAAUCGAAGUGGAAUCUGCUCUCCUGCUGGUUAAACUUGGCCUGGCAAAAGGAACUGCAAGACAGCCUGGAUGCUGGAUCCAAUUCCACCCGAUCACCCAAACGUUUGCCAGGAGGAGAGGCGGGCUGCCGCCAGCCAUGGCCACGGUGCAUGGCAUGAUGAAGGUCGGUAACGCCACGGCGAACUUUGACCACCUAUGGGCUUCAGCGUUUCUUAUCUUCGGAUUUAAAUCAGAACCCCCUCUGGUUCAGCUCAAGGCAGCUGACAUGGUCUUCUUCAUCAAAAAGACGGCACUUCCUCUAGCAAUCCGGUCCUUCAUGACCUUCUCAAGGUGCAGUUCAGCUCUGGAGCUCCUGAAGGUGUGCACCAACGUGCUCGAGGAGGUGGAGAAAUCAUUUGUAUCUCAGAUACAGGAUUGGAACCAAGGAUCUUUGUGCUGGAAAAAGAGGCUGCACUCCGAUCAGAAGGUGGAUGAAUAUGUUUGGCAGGAUGUGACGCUCCUCAAAGCGACAUUGCUGGAGACUCGGGCGAAGUUGCUGCUGAGGGGAGGGCAUUUUGACAAUGGCGAAGAGCUAUGUAGAACUUGUAUCAGUAUCAGGACGGUGAUGCUAGGCCAUAACCACGCUCAGACUUUGGCUGCUCAGGAAACAUUAGCCAAGUUGGUCAGAUAUAGAAGCAAGAUAUGAAGGAUGUAACACACGUAUCUCAUUGCUUUGGCUUGCUUCUUCCUCUGCAUCUCAAUUAUGAUGUGUGAGAUCUUCCAACCUCCAUUCUCAGUUUUGUUCAUGUGCUAUUUCUAG